Molecule: messenger RNA, 2862 nt
Organism: Protobothrops mucrosquamatus (brown spotted pit viper)
Lineage: Eukaryota; Metazoa; Chordata; Lepidosauria; Squamata; Viperidae
Product: zinc finger protein 271-like
Exons: 4
Coding region: 1-2769 (922 amino acids)
Biological process (GO): regulation of transcription by RNA polymerase II
Cellular component (GO): nucleus
Molecular function (GO): DNA-binding transcription factor activity, RNA polymerase II-specific; RNA polymerase II transcription regulatory region sequence-specific DNA binding
Source: RefSeq, a predicted model, not a curated record
AUGCGGCAGGAGGACCUCAAGGCCUUUAAGGAUGGCUUAGAGGGGGUGGAAGAGGCGUGUGGGUGGGGAAGCCGCUGGCCGCCUGGCCCCAGAGAAGCCGAGAAGGCUAAUGGAAACCUCAACGUCCAGGAGACUGAUGGGAAAAUGAGGGCGGCCAUCUUGCGGGAGGAAGCCAGCUGCCAGGAGUGGCAGCGUCAACGUUUUCGGCAUUUUUGCUACAAAGAAGCCGAGGGGCCCCGGGAAGCUUGCGUCCAGCUUCGAGACUUCUGUCACCGGUGGCUGAAGCCGGAGAAGCACACCAAGGAGCAGAUCGUGGAGCUGCUGAUCCUGGAGCAGUUCCUGGCCAUCCUUCCCGCAGAGAUCCAGAGCUGGGUCCGAAAGUGGGGGGCAGAGACCUGCGCCCAAGCGGUGGGCCUGGCCGAGGAGUUCCUCCAAAGGGAGGACCAGAAUCACAAAGACGAGGUAUGGGCUCCAUUUGAAGAUGCAUCCUGCAAUAUCCCCAAAGCUGGACGCGUUCUCUUCGAUUCGCGGCAGACCCAACUUAGCAAAGAUGAGCGAGAAAACAGCACAGGUUUCUGCGGAGACAGUGAGGAAUCUUGCGAACGAGAGAUUUCUCCUGCGGGAACUCAAAAGCAAGCAGAGGUUUGCCAGACGCUGCCUGGAAGAGAGAGAAGCAUUUCCUGGAGGAACGGAAAGCGUGAGGGCAUCCCACUUCAAAAUGAUAAAAUGUAUGUUUUGCAAGAGGACGGACUCACCACUCGCAGGCAACCAAGGUCCACGUCGGAGAAACUGGAGUCCUGCAGAAGGGAGGAGAAUAAGCUGGGCCACAGUCCAGAUGCCUCAAUAGAUACCAAAUGUUGUAAGUCCUUAGACUCUGCGGCCACCCCCAGCCAGAGGGUGCUCUUCCCUAACCUUCAACGCAUCCUCAAAGGCGAGCAAUCCUGCAGCUGUCCGAGCGGUGGGAAAAGCCCCCAUCACAGCUUAAGCCCAGCCACGCAUGGGGACGAGCCUUCACGAUGUUCAGACUGCAGGAAGAACUCGGUUCUUACAAAGCAGGAAAGUUUUGAUCGAGAAGAAGAGCUUUACAGGUGUGUAACCUGUGGAGAAAACUUUACUGUCUACUCCAGCUUGGUGAAGCAUGAGAGGAUCCACACUGAGGAGGAAUUGUGUCCUUCCGUGAGCAGCGGGCAAGGGUACCAUCCAAGGGGCGGUCUUCCCAUCUUGGAACAGGGCGGAGAGAAGACCUACCGGUGCCCAACGUGCGGGAAGAGCUUUAAUAAGAGCUCAGCUUUUCGGUUCCACAAGCGAAUCCAUACCGGGGAGAGACCCUACUCGUGCACCAAUUGUGGGAAAAGCUUCAGCCAAAGGUCCAAUCUGAUCUUGCACGAGAAAACUCACACGGGAGUCAAACCCUUCCGGUGCUCAGACUGCGGGAAGACUUUCCUCCGGAGCUCCGAUCUGGUGAGGCACGAGAUCACCCACACCGGAGAGAAACCCUACACCUGCUCGGAGUGCGGCCGCUCCUUCAGCCACAACUCGACGCUGAUUGCUCACGAGAGAACCCACACCGGGGAGAAGCCCUACAAGUGUUCGGUCUGCGGGAGGAGCUUCCGGCAUCACUCGGGCCUUAUCAAACACGAGAGGACCCACACCGGGGAGCGGCCCUACGCGUGUCCGGCCUGCGGGAAGAGCUUCAGCCAGAGCUCGGGGCUGACGCUCCACUUGAGGACUCACACUGGUGAGAAGCCCUAUCGGUGCUCGGUCUGUGGGAAGAGUUACACGCAGAGGUCAAAACUGACGAAACACGAGAAGACUCAUUUGGCUGAGAAGCCGUACAAGUGCGCCGACUGCGGGAGGAGCUUCCACCAGAGCUCGGAUCUCGUGAAACACGAGAGGAUCCACACGGGGGAGAAGCCCUAUAAGUGCACGGUGUGCGAGAAGCGGUUCAAUCAGCGAUCCUACCUGAUCGUUCACGAGCGCUUCCACACGGCGGAGAAGCCGUACAAGUGUUUCCUCUGCGGGAAAAGCUUCUGCUCCAACGCCCAUCUCAUGACCCACCAAAGGACCCACACGGGGGAGCGGCCCUACCAGUGUCCCGAGUGCGGGAAACGUUUCACCACCAGCUCAAACUUUGUCAACCACAAAAAGACCCACACGGAGGAAAAACCCUACAAUUGCUCCCUCUGUGAGAAAAGCUUCAAGCGCAGCUCCAACCUGAUUCAGCACGAGAGGACCCACACGGGAGAGAAGCCCUACACCUGCCUCACCUGCGGGGAGAGUUUUGCUUCCAAUUCGGGUCUCGUGAAACACCAGCGGAGCCAUACGGGGGAGAGACCGUACAAAUGCUCGUACUGCGGGAAGUGCUUCAGUCAGAGCAUGAUCCUCACCCAGCACGAGAGGACUCACACGGGCGAGAAACCCUGCAAAUGCCCGGCCUGCGGGAAAAGCUUUCGCUCCAGCUCAGACCUGGUGAAGCACAAAAGGAUCCACACCGGGGAGAAACCCUACAAAUGCUCCCUGUGUGGGAAAAGCUUCACCACCAGUUCGGAUGUGGUGAAGCACGAGCGGACCCACACGGGCGAGAAGCCCUAUAAAUGCGGCACUUGUGGGAAGAGUUUCAGCCAGAGUGCGCACCUCAUGCAGCACCAGAGAAUCCACACGGGGGAGAAACCCUAUUCCUGUCUGAUUUGCGGCAGGUGUUUUACCUGCAGCGCGCACUUAGUGGUCCAUAAACGGACCCACAAAGAUGGGGAGGUCUUAAAAGUGUAACGAUUGGUGGUGUCUCAGGCUGGUAGGUGUGGGUGUAUUUACUAGCGGGCCUGCUGGAUGUGUGUGAGAGAGCAUCCAAGAUCGGAGGAAAAA